Messenger RNA from Penicillium malachiteum, 3804 nucleotides. RefSeq names its product putative calcium-translocating P-type ATPase(PMCA-type) (gene pmcB). Gene Ontology annotation, cellular component: intracellular membrane-bounded organelle; membrane. Gene Ontology annotation, biological process: intracellular calcium ion homeostasis; calcium ion transmembrane transport. The record is from RefSeq and is a predicted model, not a curated record. The coding region runs from base 1 to 3804 and encodes 1267 amino acids. The transcript has 6 exons. Gene Ontology annotation, molecular function: P-type calcium transporter activity; ATP hydrolysis activity; ATP binding. Lineage: Eukaryota; Fungi; Ascomycota; Eurotiomycetes; Eurotiales; Aspergillaceae.
AUGUCUCCUCCAAAUGAUAACUCGGCACAUCAAGGCGCAUUCCUGAGCCCAAUUGUGGUAACCAGUACAUCGGGCAGAGAGCGCUCGCUAUCUAUCUCAUCAGCAACUGCAUCUUCAUCAUGGUCCAGUCCAACAGAUCUAAACCAUAGCCCAUCUUCUUCUCUAUCCCCAGAUAUGGCUUGGAACCUAGACCCAACCCGUUUAGGUGUUCACCAUAUGUCACAUAGACCAUCCCAGUCUAUCGAUGGAGAGACUCUGCGUCCUCGCUCGGAUUCCUUUGCUUCAAAUACGGAUACAGCAGUCCGGUCUCGAGCAAACUCCGAUGUCCACUCAUCAACCCUCCACUCAACCUUACAAUAUGAUGAUGUCCCAUUGUCUGAGGCACUAUCACCAGAUCCUCGUGAUAAAGCAGAUUUCGAUGUCCUCGAUAACCGCUUUGCGUUCUCGCCUGGUCAACUGAAUAAAUUACAAAAUCCAAAGUCCCUAGCUGCGUUUCAUGCUCUAGGUGGCUUACAAGGCCUUGAACGCGGUUUACGAACUGACCUCCAAGCUGGAUUAUCUGUUGAUGAGGGUCGACUUGCUGGCACUGUUACUUUCCAGCAAGUAACCCCUCCUCUACCUAGACGGCUUUCAACGGCUAAGCCACCGCUUGAAGAGUUAGAGGAAUCUAGUACAACACAGCUACCUGUCCCGGUAUCUACUGGUGAAGGUACGCAAUUUGAAGAUCGGUUUCGAGUCUUCGGGCAGAAUAAACUACCCGCGAGGAAAUCCACAGGGUUCUUGAAACUGUUCUGGAUUGCGUAUAAUGAUAAAAUUAUUAUUCUGUUGACUAUUGCGGCUAUUGUGUCUUUGUCUUUGGGUAUCUAUGAGACAGUCGAUGAUGGCACAGGUGUGGAGUGGGUGGAAGGUGUUGCUAUCUGUGUGGCUAUUUUGAUUGUUACAGUUGUCACCGCUGUGAAUGACUGGCAAAAGGAACGACAGUUUACUAAGUUGAAUAAACGGAAUAAUGAUCGUAAGGUCAAAGUCAUUCGCUCGGGCAAGUCUAUGAUGAUAUCUGUCUACGAUAUUACUGUCGGUGAUGUCCUUCACCUAGAACCCGGUGACUCCAUUCCUGCCGAUGGAAUUCUAAUCUCAGGACAUGGUAUCAAAUGUGAUGAAUCAUCUGCUACUGGCGAGUCAGACCAGAUGAAGAAGACAGAUGGACAUGAAGUCUGGCAGCAGAUCAUUGAAGGAAGAGCUACUAAGAAGCUUGAUCCUUUCAUGAUCUCUGGAAGUAAGGUUCUUGAGGGUGUUGGCACCUACCUGGUUACCAGUGUUGGCCCAUACUCCACCUACGGUCGAAUCAUGCUCUCUUUACAGACUUCAAAUGACCAGACUCCGCUUCAAGUGAAGCUUGGUCGAUUGGCUGACUGGAUUGGAUAUUUGGGUUCAGCUGCUGCGAUAAUUCUUUUUCUUAUCUUGUUAUUCCGCUUCAUCGCCGACCUUCCGAACAAUACGGGAAACUCUGCUGCAAAGGGCAAGGAAUUUGUGGAUAUUCUAAUUGUCGCCGUAACAGUCAUUGUGGUCGCUAUUCCGGAGGGUCUUCCACUGGCCGUGACACUUGCUUUGGCAUUUGCUACUACUCGAAUGGUCAAGGAGAAUAACCUCGUGCGUGUUCUUCGAGCCUGUGAGACUAUGGGAAAUGCCACUGUAAUUUGUUCCGAUAAAACGGGAACUUUGACGCAAAACAAAAUGACAGUGGUUGCUGGCACUUGGAGCUCAACUGAAAAAUUCAGCCAACCCACUGAGAUCGAAAAUGAGACCACUGGUAAUAACCCAUUGAGUAUCUCGGAACUAUUUCAGAAGUUCUCCACCUCGAUGCGAGAUCUCAUUAUAAAAAGUGUUGCUUUAAACUCUACCGCUUUUGAAGAGGAAAAAGAUGGUCAAAAGGAGUUCGUGGGAAGUAAAACCGAAGUUGCCCUUCUCCAAAUGGCUCGUGACUAUUUAGGUAUGGAUCUCGCUUCCGAGCGUGGAUCUGCGGAAAUUGUUCAGUUGAUUCCAUUUGAUUCUGCUCGGAAAUGUAUGGGUGUGGUUUACCGUCAUCCGUCCGUGGGCUACCGUUUACUUGUUAAAGGUGCCUCCGAGUUGAUGGUCCACGCUUGUACUACUCAGAUCACCGAUCUUGACGUGUGCAAGGAAUCACUCUACACGGAAUUUAUUUCCAAUGAUCAGAGAGAAUCUAUCUUGGCGGCUAUUGAUCAAUAUGCCAAAGGAUCACUUCGAACGAUUGGAAUUGUUUACAAGGAUUUUGCAUCUUGGCCUCCUACCAAGACUAAGAGACUAGAAGAUAAUCCCUCUUCUGCGGACUUUGACGAUGUAUUCCACGAUAUGACUUGGGUUGGUGUUGUGGGAAUUAAAGACCCUCUCCGUCCUGAAGUCCCAGCUGCUAUUCGCAAGUGUCAUUCCGCUGGAGUCCAAGUCAAGAUGGUGACAGGAGACAACGUCGCCACAGCUACAGCCAUCGCAAUAUCCUGUGGUAUUAAAACCGAAGAUGGUCUUGUUAUGGAAGGCCCCAAGUUCCGUCAAUUAUCCGACGGAGAAAUGGAUCAGGUCGUUCCCCGUCUUCAAGUCCUGGCACGUUCUUCACCCGAAGAUAAGCGUAUUCUAGUUGAAAGACUCAAGGCACUCGGUGAAACCGUUGCUGUCACUGGUGAUGGUACCAACGAUGGACCAGCUCUGCGAACUGCAGAUGUUGGAUUCUCCAUGGGUAUUGCCGGGACAGAGGUUGCCAAGGAGGCUAGCUCGAUUAUUCUUCUAGACGAUAACUUCCGGUCCAUUGUUACGGCUAUUUCCUGGGGACGAGCUGUUAAUGAUGCUGUGGCGAAGUUCCUGCAAUUUCAGAUUACGGUCAACAUCACUGCUGUGGCCUUGACUUUUGUGUCAUCUGUGUAUAGCAGCUCAAACACUAGUGUUUUGACUGCGGUUCAGCUUCUCUGGGUUAACCUCAUCAUGGAUACUUUUGCAGCUUUGGCUCUUGCCACGGAUGCUCCGACAGAGAAGAUCUUGGAUAGAAAACCAGUCCCGAAGAGCGCCUCUCUCUUUACUCUAACAAUGUGGAAAAUGAUUCUGGGCCAAGCAAUCUACCAACUAGCCAUUACAUUUAUGCUCUAUUUCGCUGGUGAUAAGCUUCUAAGCGCACACCUCGUGACAGACGACCCCGAUCACCGCGCAAAGCAACUUUCAACAGUGGUCUUCAACACAUUCGUAUGGAUGCAGAUCUUCAACGAAUUCAACAACCGUCGCCUGGAUAAUAAGUUUAAUAUCUUUGAAGGCAUGUUCAAAAACUAUUGGUUCCUCGGUAUCAACGCCAUCAUGAUCGGUGGACAAAUCAUGAUCGUAUACAUUGGAGGCGAGGCCUUUGGUGUAACCCGGCUCAGUGGCAUUCUCUGGGCAGUUUGUCUGAUCUGUGCACUUGGAUGCUUACCAUGGGCUGUUGUUCUACGUCUUAUUCCUGAUCGUCAUUUUGGAACCGUGUUCCAUGCGAUUGUUGGAGCCUUCGCUUUUAUUUUGAAGCCUUUCGUGAAGCUUUGGAACGUCUUUGUUCGCGGUGUAAAAGUUUACUUCCAGCCUGUUGUCCGAUUUACUCAGAGAGCCUUCUCAAAAAGGAAUACUGAGUCGGAUGAGUCUCCUGAGGUUCCCUUGGAUGCUCCGACUACAGACGAGGAAAAUGUCCCUACAAAAUCCGUUUCUCAGGAUAUCCCUGAGCGUCCUCGCACCCCGCCGGCGAUUGUGGUGCCUCCUAUUACAGUUACUAUUUCCCCUUGA